AUGAUCGGAGAGAAAAAAGUGAUAUUUUGCAGUGAUUCUGAGCGACCUCACUCGUUUUGCGUGCACAGUAGUGAUGAUCACAACACUGUUGUGAAUGUUCACUGCACUGUGGUGAAUGUUCACAUCACUGAAGUGAUCACUCACUCAAAUUCAAGUGAUGAAAUCACCAAAAAACAUCACUUUUUCUACCUGCUGGUCACCAUCCCUCACCAUUUCUGAGUGAUUGAAAAAUCAUCACUCUGGGAGCAUAGGGAUAGCGGCUUGAGAAUCGCAUUUUACUGGGCGCGUCGACUAAGUGGAAUCUUCUGCAGCGUACAAAAGAGGGAAAUAGGUGAUUUUGUCUUCAGGAAAGGUCUGUGUUCAGGAAGCGUCAGUGGGCGCGAAACGCAGCCUGAUGCGCGCCACUACUUCGCUCAUGGCGAUGCUAUCGGCAUGAGACAUGCAUGCAUGGGACGUAUGCACGGGUUGACGAUGAAUAGGUAGGAUACUGUACCCAGGGUACAAGAUGGUACAGGAUGGACAUGGAUACAUGCCGUUUCGAAAGCAAUGCAGGCCUGUUGCGUGGUGAAAGCCGCCAGCUGUUGAAGGUGGUGUGGAAACGAGCCAAUUGCUGCGCAAUGGCAGUGGCAAUACGUAGCUCAGGCACGUGCCUCAGGAGGCACAGUGCCCUUCUCUGGUCAGAUCUUGAGAUAUAGAGAGAGAGAGAGUACGGGCGCAUACGUAUCAUGGUAUGGUAAGGGAAUGAGAGGCGUUCGUUGAAGAGAUGGUGCGAGAUGCACGGUUCUGUAUCAAAAAAAAAAAAAAACAAGCAAGUGCAACUCAAUGACAGAAGAAAGUAGAGGAUGGGUGCCAAGUAUGUAACAUGUUAGGCUACGGCGCGUCGCUCUCUCCUGUCUCGGCCGCCGGCUUCAACAAGAGCAACAAGGUCAAAAAAAGGCAACAGGCACUGUCGUUGUUGAAUUAUGUACACGUCAGUAGUUUGUUUUUAUGUUCCCCCAACCGCGGGGGGAAGAGAUUCAGAACUGUUAGCGAAAAAACCUGACACUACUAUAUACGCACACGAGGUUGCGACAGAGAAAAAAUUAGACGAAA
This is a messenger RNA of Chondrus crispus (carragheen), 1092 nucleotides long. RefSeq lists its product as hypothetical. Lineage: Eukaryota; Rhodophyta; Florideophyceae; Gigartinales; Gigartinaceae. The coding region runs from base 1 to 219 and encodes 72 amino acids. The transcript has 2 exons. The record is from RefSeq and is a predicted model, not a curated record.